AUUCUGAUCUGCUCCAAGGGACACCUGUCGUAGUGUGGCGAGCCAGAACGGACACACAUGCUCCUGCAUGUUCCCCCAGGGCUGCGGACUCAGCCUCACCAUGCAGGAAGGCUCGGGACCGAUCACCUGUGACGGCGAGACACAGGACGCAAGGCCAUGCAAGUGCUGAGUGAGAAGCUGCCACCUGCUCGCCCUACUGUUCAAGAAGUGCUGAAACAGACACAUCUGCUCCCUGCCCAUUCAUGGAGAACACAGAGGUGGAGUCGGACAUUCUGCGCAGCGUGCGUGCCCUCCUUCGAGAACUCGAUGGACACCAUCAUGCCUUCCAGGGUGAGCGAGGGAUGUUGCGCUGGACCUUGCAUAAGAAAAUUGAUCGGAAUCCCCUCAACAGUGCCAUCUUGGUUAAAAUCCUGGUGAAAGAGCUGGAAAGGGCAGAAAAAGGAGAUUACAGACAUUACAUCAUCCCCCUGCUUCAUACAUUAAUGUACACCCUAAUAAAGGUAAGAUCUGCAGAUGGUAUUUAACAAUCCAGGGAAAUUCAAAGCUAUGGGGCCUGGCCCUGAGAACACUUGCACCCAAUUUAUAGCAGAAUAGGUAGUGUGGCCUCGUGGACACUGUAUUA
This is a messenger RNA of Terrapene triunguis (Three-toed box turtle), 622 nucleotides long. RefSeq names its product phosphoinositide 3-kinase regulatory subunit 6-like. Gene Ontology annotation, biological process: G protein-coupled receptor signaling pathway; positive regulation of MAP kinase activity. NCBI's taxonomy places the organism in Eukaryota, Metazoa, Chordata, Testudines, Emydidae. The record is from RefSeq and is a predicted model, not a curated record. Gene Ontology annotation, cellular component: phosphatidylinositol 3-kinase complex, class IB. The transcript has 5 exons. Gene Ontology annotation, molecular function: 1-phosphatidylinositol-3-kinase regulator activity. The coding region runs from base 243 to 524 and encodes 93 amino acids.